Macrobrachium nipponense is the source of this 4128-nucleotide messenger RNA. It is a transcript of the gene Vdup1, whose product is annotated as arrestin domain-containing protein 17-like. Gene Ontology annotation, biological process: protein transport. NCBI's taxonomy places the organism in Eukaryota, Metazoa, Arthropoda, Malacostraca, Decapoda, Palaemonidae. Bases 284 to 1327 code for a protein of 347 amino acids. Gene Ontology annotation, cellular component: cytoplasm. The record is from RefSeq and is a predicted model, not a curated record. The transcript is spliced from 8 exons.
UCAGAGAGUGAGUGGUAACCAGAGAGUGUGGUUGUCUAGUGUUCCUUUGAAUGUGACUGCUUUGUAUUACAACAGGAAUACAAUUUAAAAAGUUGAAACACCCACAGAAAUCAGUUGAUGUGACAGUCCCGAAAUCUUAGAAAUAAUUACAUUCAGAUCAUACAAUCUUUUGUGGUGUUAACAUUCAACCAGAAAAAAAUCCUGUCUGGGAAUUGGCUACGAUCAGUUUCCGAUCGCCGACUCUCGCCAGUGCAGUUUUCAAGAAGAGAGCACAAGAGGCGGAAUGGCGCGGAAACUCCAAAAGUUUAUUAUACUCUUCGACAACCCGAAUCUUCUGUAUUUCCCUGGGCACUUCAUCUCUGGAAGGGUCAUCGUCGAACUGGAAGAAGACACUUCUGUUUUGGGUGUGUACUUCCAUGUGGUAGGCGAAGGCGUGGUGAGGGUCUCCGACCGGCGCCAGCAGGUCUUCUCCGAUAAAGAAAACUACAUUGAUUUCCGUAUGCGCCUGCUCGGGGAACCAGACGAACGCUACCCUUUGGAGCCCCAAGACGAGUCAGAUUCCCGUGGUCAAGGACCCAUUUUAUUGUCGCCCGGAAUCCACAGUUUCCCCUUCAAAUUGGGAUUGCCCCUGGGCCUGCCGUCGACGUUCUUAGGGAAACACGGAUGGGUUCAGUAUUACUGCAAGGCAGCCCUCAGGGAACCCAACGGGCUCACCCACAAGAACCAGCAGGUCUUCAUUGUGAUGAGCCCCAUCGAUUUGAACCUCGAACCUUCCAUACUUGCGCAACCAUUCCAUUGCGAAAUCGAACAUAAAUUUGGAAUGACCUGCUGCUCUCAAGGCCCAGUCAACUGCCGAGUACGUUUGGACAGAGGGGGUUACGUUCCAGGGGAGACCAUCAGUAUUUGGGCGAGAGUUCACAACCAAAGCAAAGUCACCAUCAAGCGCACUCGAGCUUGUUUAACAGAGACAAUCCAAUACAUCUCCAAGAACAAAGUGGUCCAAGCAGAGAUACGCGAGUUGUCUUCAGUUAGUCGAGGGAAAAUCAAACCUAUGGAGACGGACGACUGGAAAUACGAACAGUUGUACGUUCCGCCGUUGCCGCCGACGAAUUUAAGGGGAUGUCACCUCAUCAGAAUACAAUACGACGUUUUCUUCAUCAUCGAGCCCAACAACCUAGAGAAAGAAGCCAAGCUGCAACUUCCAAUCAUGAUGGCCACAUACCCAUACCGAAAUGGAGACGGGACCCUCAAGAAAAAGAAGGGUGCCCAGUACCCAACAAACCUUCCAAUAUUUAGACCCUGGCUUGAGCAGAAGGCCUUUGAAUGAAGACAAUAACUACUCUGCCAUGAGUGGAGUUUAUUUAACUUUAACUAAAUCAGUUUUACUUGUCAAUACUUUUUUUUAUCUCUGAACUAUAGUGUGUCCUGACGUGAAGCAUUAUUUGUUGGCUGUCGGGUGGCCAUUGCAUUUCAUCACUGCUCGCUGUUCGUGAAAUUCGGAAUCUCAAGAGGAGAUGCCUUGUGACAACCUUGUUAUUUGUUUGGUAAUAAAGUCGCGUUACAUAUCAUGAAGGAUCCAACUAGGUGCAACGCUUUUGUUUGCAGGCGAGGAGAUGGAGCAUUAGUCUCCUCUGUAUGAUUGCUCGAAGUAUUGUAAGUGAAGUAGAGAUUUUUCAGGAUAUUCAUUUAUUUCAAUUUACAGAUUAUCUCAGUCUAGUUUAUGGGUGGCACUCAAUUAACUUCUCUGUUACAUAAUGUACAAUUACCUACUAGAUUUGAUAUAUGGUUGCUAUGUGUAAUGCGGGCUAUAAUUUUUUUCAAAUUUUUACCAUAUUACUCAACAUGAAACCUAGUGUUUUAUAUAGUCUUGAAAACUUGAAUACUUGGCUGCUACAAAUGCAUGUGUGCAAUGGUCCCCAGUCAUUUCAACAGAAGUGAUGGUCUUCACUUGAAAUCAGUCGCAGUUGGUGGAAAUUCUGGUCAUUUGAUCAUUCGAUUUAUUUAAUGCUUGGGUAAUCAGCACUUACUUCGGCAUCCAAGAGCCAGACUUCAAGGAGUUUUGGUAAAAUGCCAUACUUUGUCCCGAAAUGCCUUUGGUGCUCCUGUUGUGAUGUCUGUCAAAUAUGCAGAGAUAUUUAUGGUUUAGCGCAUAUAUGAUUGCACACCUGAAAUCCCUUUCACCCCCAUGUUCGCGAGUAAGGGAACGUGGGUGCAAGUACUUACACACACACACACAAACACACACACACUCACACACACUUUGCACUCGUUUCCAUUCCAUCUGGUCAUGUGAAAGCACUUUUAUUAUCAGUGACCCUCAGACUCGACUUCAUCCUCCUCUUGACCUGAUCUCCGUGUAGUCAACUCCUGUUGGAGAAAAUUGCAUCGGUUUGGUGAUAGAAGUUUUACGGCUGUUUUUUUUUUCUUCUCAGUGUUUAGUAGGAUGAAGCCUGCAGUGAGGUAGGGCUUUAGGACUGCACUUCGCUAAGAAGAUUUAGCGCAACAUUGCAUGAUUUUAACCAAUAGAAAUAGUACUAUCUCAGUGCAAGACUGUAUAGGAAGGUAAUCAGUUAGAGGACCCCAACAGACACGUGUCUUGAAGAAGUACAGGUAACCAACUGAUGGCGAUUCACUCGAUUUACUCUGCCUGUCUUGGCACUUUUGCUUCAAGUCAUUUAGUAUAUUUUCAGUUUAAUAUUAAGGUCUUUUCACUCAUUUUCUUGUGAAGACAUUACUAAUAGUAUUAAGGAUGUGUGUAUAUAGAUAUAUGUAUAUUUUUGUCGGUGUAACUUAAGACGUUCAGUGUCACAAAUACUUAGUCUAUCUCUUGCAGCUAGCAGACUUAAGAUUGUAUUUUUUUAUUGUUUGUAAGGAUGAAUUGAACUGCAUCUUUUCCUAAUUGCUUUAUUGAUUAUUGUGGAAUGCGUUUGAUAUCUAAUGUAACGCAGAUUUAUAGUGAGACCACACUUUUGUUAAAGCCCCUAGGCUCUGCGUUGCUUCGAACUUGCAAUAACAUUCGACAUAGAGGAAAUUACUGAUUACAUAUGAGUCAUAUCAAACACUUCACUGAUGAUUGUACCUUAGGAAUAAUCAGUUUAUUGAUUUUUUGAAGUUAUUUUCUUAAGACUCAACUAAUAUAUACUUUAUAUUAGGUCACAACCACAUUGCGUGUCUGACCAAUGUUGUACAAAAGUCUUGGUCCUUUUAAUAUAAGCUAUCAAUUAUAUUUUGUGUUCCGAAUUUCCAAUAAUAGAAAGUUCAUAAGGGUAGAGAUUAUUUGGAAUGCAUUCCAAAUAAUCCAUUGACUGAAUUCCAUGGACGGACGAUUAAAUCUAACAGUACAUAUUUUUAAAAUAAAAUUAUUGCUGAAAUGAACCUCAUGACAGUCCAUGUACAUCAGAUUGUUGUGAUUAACAAAUAAUAAUAUUCAUUUAUUCAUUGAAAAUUUUUAAUAUAUAUGCAAUCAUUUGGUGACAUUUUCCAAGUUAUUAUUUCAUUCAAGACUGCUGGUAACACUUUUGUAAAUACUCUAAGAUAACAAAAAUGUCUUAUGUAUCAGAUUGGUGCAUUUCAGAGAUGAUGUAAGCAAAAUCUUAUGGUUUUUUCCCCCUUUAUUUUAAUUAACGGAUCCUUUACUAAAGAGCAGUUUUUUGUGAUGUAUAAUUCCAUUCUUCCAAAAGAUAGGUGUGAAUUUAUAGGCCUGAGGUAACAAUAAUCCAAUCAGCAUCUGUAAGUGCCAUAAUGUCUUAUUGGAAUCUAUAAUUGUCGGAGUAUAAUAUCCCCCUUUAAUGACCGCCUGGUUCUUCUAAUAUCUUCCUUACAUUUGUUCCAAAGGUCUCCAUCCAGUUUCCACCUAACAAGAUUUUGUUGAGUGUGCAUGUAGUUAAAUUCCUUUAAGGACUAUUUGACCAUAAGAACUCUACUACAUUCGGUGGUACCUUAACUAAGUCGAUCACUCCUGACCACUUGGAGAGGUAUUAGGUACAUCAUCAAGUCAUUUCAAGGUGUAUAAUAAAUAAGCAUUGAGAUACUGUUACAGUUUUGUCGCUCUAAAGCGGUAGUCCUCAUUUAUGUACGUUUUGUUAUUGCUGUAACGUUUCUAAUAAAACUUAAAUCUCGUAUUAAAAU